Messenger RNA from Microplitis mediator, 5216 nucleotides. Its product is annotated as TD and POZ domain-containing protein 5-like. Gene Ontology annotation, biological process: proteasome-mediated ubiquitin-dependent protein catabolic process; regulation of proteolysis. NCBI's taxonomy places the organism in Eukaryota, Metazoa, Arthropoda, Insecta, Hymenoptera, Braconidae. The record is from RefSeq and is a predicted model, not a curated record. Gene Ontology annotation, cellular component: cytoplasm. The transcript has 2 exons. The coding region runs from base 205 to 1110 and encodes 301 amino acids. Gene Ontology annotation, molecular function: ubiquitin protein ligase binding.
CUCUAGAUUCUCUAGUGGACAGUUAAGUCAUAACCGUGAAAUUUAUUUUAUCAAAUGUAUCAAAAGAUUUAUUAUAUUAAGUUGUUAUUAUAAAUUAAUUUUCAAAUAUAUACUUAACAAUUGAGAAAAUUAAUUUUUCAUCGCUCUGGAACAGUUUAAACAAUAACAUUAAAUUAAAUUAAUAUUUUGAAGUAUUCAAUUAAAAUGAGUGAUAAAUCUCCAGCUUCAUUAGACAUGCAAUCAAUUCACAAGGUUACAUUACAAAUUGAAAAGCCAGGUACAAUCGUAUAUUCAAAUUUUUUUCACAUGAAAUGUGCUCCCAAUAUUAAAUUUACCAUCUUUGUGGAAAUGAAUGACAAAAAAUUGUUAAAAGUAAUAGUCAGAAAACAUUAUACCAAAUCAGCGAUGGUAAUUAUCGAAUUGGCAAUAGGUGAUACGCCACCAAUUAGAAUAUCUGUGGCUAAUUGGAAAGAAGAUGUGAUUUUUGAUGGUUUAGUAAUUCCGACGAAUUGUGAUGUUUGUUUAAAACAUCCAAAUUAUGGUAAUUUUUGUUCACUACCGCAAAAUUAUGAUAAUACUCAUAAAUAUAGUAUACCGAUAGUUGCUUCAAUAUUCUGGUAUGGAUUUACCGAUGAAUUGCUCAGUCCCAAUUUAUAUGAUAAUAUGAAACAAUACUACAAUAACAAAGAAUUCAGUGAUGUUAUUAUUAAAGUUAAGGACCAAGAGUUUCCAGCUCAUAAAAACAUACUGGCAGCGCAAAGUCCCAUGUUUCGGAUGAUGUUAACAACAGACAUGAAAGAGUCAAAAGAAAACUGCAUUAACCUUCCAGAUCUUGAUGCUGAUUUGGUCAAUGAAUUACUUCUAUUUUUGUACACUGGGAAAUUAGACAAAGCAAACAAUGAUUAUAACUUUGCUUUAAAUCUAUUAGAAGUAUCUGCAAUGUACAUCAUAACGAAUUUAAAAGAUGUUUGUGAAAUAGUAUUAAGUAACUACAUAUCAAUUGAUAAUGUACUGGUUCUCCUGGAGAAGGCUUUAGUUCAUAACUUAUCAACAUUAAAAAAAUGUGCCUUAACAUUUAUUGCUAGUAAUCCACAACAGUUAUAUUAUUAAUCACGAGUAAAUUCAAACUUUUUUACUAAAGAUAAAGUAAUCUAAUAAUACUUCGUUAUGUAAUCAGUAAAAAGAUUUGAAUAACUUAAAAAAUCCCCGUAUUAUACGAUAAUUAUUACUAAAUAUUUCAACAAAAUAUGUAUUGAUGUUAUCUCUAUAAUCUAAAUACUAAUUUUUUCAAUUAUUCAAUUAUUAGUUUUAUUUCAUCGUAAUCUAACUGUUUUAUUUACCGGAAAAAAAAAAAUCAUAUCUGUUUCAUUGACUAUCAGUAAUCCGAUAUGGCCGGAUAUUGAUAUCUAUCACGGAAAAAAGAUUGCAGUUACUAUAACAAACUCGGAACUUCCCCUCAAUCUUGACCCUCACUACGAGCCACGCUGUCUGACACCCAAUGCUUACAUUCAUCCAGAUGUAAGAGCGCAUGCGUUGUAGUUUGAUCAUUGAAGGAGAAGGGGAAUUCGAUAAGUCGGAAUUUCCUGAAAAUUUUCGCUCCUCCGUAGACUAACUGUCAGAAUUAGUGAAAUCCGACUGUACUACAAUGUUUUACUACACGGAAAGAAUUUUUUGAUAAAAAUUACUCUGUAAUUUCGAGUAAUCCUGGGCCGUUGCAAAAAAUUGGUAUUAUUUGUUUUAAAUUUAAUAUUUUUUGUUUAAAUAUUAACGUUGCUAGACCAUGUUUUACUCUACUACUGAGUAAUUUUUUAAAAGUCUUAUAUUUAAUCGAUUAUUGUGAAUAUCUCAUCUUAAUCUAUUAAUUUUAACUCCAUGCGAUUAAUUUUUACUCCCUAAUAUACCAUUCUUUUAAACCCAUUAACUUUUUGAUGAAAAACUACCUAUAACUCAAAUAAAUUUUCUUAUCUAUGGAAGUAAUUUUUACUCUCAACUGUAGAGUAAUAUUUCAGUAGCCUCCGUUAAUCUUCGGUUAAUAUCGGCUUCAAUUAAAUGUCUUUUAUUUUGCUCGCGACAACUUACAUAUGUUACGCACACAAACGUAGGUUUGGAAAAAAAGACGAUCUCUGUAUCUCUCUAUAACUUAAGGGCUUGUUCAGAAACACACUCUGUAAGAGAAAAUAUUCAACUCCUGCGUUCAGAAAUAUCCACUGGUCGAACCAGAGGUGCGAUAUAACAUUACAAAGGUACUAAUCACACCUAGAUAGGUAAUUUUUCACCUCCAGAGUGUAUUUCUGAACACGCCCUAAUAUUUAUUUUAAAAUUAAAAAAAAAUUUAUAUCUUUUCUUUUUCAACACAAUAAGAGUAAUUUUUUUUUUUUUAUUCUUUUUCAAAAUAUUUAUUAUAAGUCAUAUUCUAAAGCAAUUAGAUGAUUUUUAGAUUUUUUAUGAAAAUUUCAGCCUAUUAAUUGUAAUUUUUAUUGUAAUUCAAUAUAAAUUUUAUAAAUUGAAUCAACAACUUUCUAUCAUAACCUACGAGUAAAAAUUGAAUUACAGAGAAUUUAUUUAGACAGCCGCUAGGUGUAAUUUUUACUCGUAAUUGUGAGUAAAAAUUAAUCUGAUUGAUUUUUACUCAUUGAAAGAGUGAAAUUUCGUAAUUCGAAAGUAAAAAUUCGUAAUGGUCCAAGAUAACUCGAUUUAGAGUAAUUUUUAGAAUAAAUAACAUGGCAAUAUUCAUACGAAAAUUCUUUCCGUGUACAAUAUCGUGGUUGUAAGGUACACAAUUUUUUUUCCGUGUAGUUAUAUCUAAAUUUCUGUAUGAUUAUAUACACUCAGAGAAUUAAAUGAUAGGAAUUAUCAUCUAGUGAUAGUGAAAUUUUUACUAUCAAUCCGAUAGUAGUGAAUAUUAUCUAGAUGAUAACAAUAACUUGAAUUUCUAAGAAAUAAAUCUAAAAACAAAGUCAAGGUUUGUUGUUCACAUAUUUUUUUAUUGUCAUUGCAUACAGAUUAUUUGGGUACAAGAAAAUAACUUUUCCAUGCGAUUAUAUACCUCGAAAAGUUAUUAUCAUUCACAUAACUUUUCAAAGGUAUUAUAUUUAGGGCCAUCUGCCCAACGAUACAAAGAGCAGACUCCUCUACAGCAAUCGCCGUUAUUUUCACACUAAUAAUAAAAAUAUUAAAAUAUUAAUUAAUUUUGUAGAAUUAAAAAAAACUUUAUCAUAAAUUAUUUCAAAUAGUGAAUGUAUUACACGGAGAGAAAUUUAUGGUAACCGUUCCAUACCGUUAUGGUAAUGAUUACUUGGAAUUAUGGGAAAUAGGCCCAUACUUUCUGGGAAAAGUUCCCAUAAGUAUGGAAACAAUUCUCAUCAUUAUGGUAACAGUUCCCUUAUCGCAUGUGAAAAAAUUACGGUAAUAAUUACCAUAAUAUUAUAGUAAUGAUAACUAUAAUAUAUAUGGGUGCCAUUUCUAUCAUCAACAUUUCAAAAAAACCGGUUAACAUGCAUUACGCUCUCUUAAUUUGAAUCAAUGAGAAAUCCACUGGUUCAUUCAGUGAGUAAAAAAAGUCACUGGUGAAUCAGUGAGAUUCAAAGAUGCUCACUGGUAAACCAGUGCAAAAUUUAAGUACCUCGAGUGACCAUUGUCAACAGCGACCUAUGAUUAGUUAUACCGGUUAUAGAAAGUUAUACAUAAUCUGAUGUUUGUUUAUUAAUGUCAAUUGAAUUAAUUGAUAAAUUUCAAGCCAAAUUGUGACCUUAUUAUUGCAUUUUCUAUUUUACAUAAAUUAUAUUAUGUUUUUAAUGUAAGCUAUCUUCCAAGCUUUGAUAAUUUUUAUAAUUUAAUCGACCAGUAUAUUUGUAAAAUUUCGAAGAAAGUUCGAAAAGUAGUUUCAUUCUUCCAUAUUACUGUGAAUAAUUUUAAUACAGUUAAUGUAGUGAAUGUUGAAUACAGUAAAUUUGCGUGAAUAUGUUUUUAAUUCAUUUAUUUUACGUGAGUAAUCAUGCCCUAUAUGUAUAAGUUGGGUUAUGACGAAAGUUAUAUCAGCUCACUGUUGAAUCAGUGAAACUCACUGGUGAAUCAGUGCACUGAGAAAAAAAUUCUCUUUGGACAAUUAAAUUGGUUUUGUUGAAUUCUAUUAAACUAAAAUUUAUUUGGGACAACUAAAUUUUAUUACGUCAAUAUAAUCUAUUUUAUAAUUUUUAACAAAUGAUUUAAUAGACUCUAUUUGGUUGACAUUAAUAUUUCUCUCUCUAAGAUAAUAAAAUCAUUUGGUAGAGUUAAGAAAAUAUUUAUUUAAUGGACAACUUAACUAUUUUGUAGUGCCAACAAAUCCAAAUAUUAGAGCAUAAUAUUAUUAUAUUAACUCUAAUGAAUACUAACUUAGACACAAAAAUAUAUAUUCAUUUAGAAUAAAUAUAUAUAUUUGUUCGAGGUUAAUAAAUAUAUAUUUGAACCUAAUGAUUAUUGAUUUAAAAGUUAUGGUGUUAGGCAGCAGCAGCUGGAGUAGUUCGGUGCUCGCCACUAGAUCGCGCCCACCAUUUGUGGUGUCCCUGGUAAGAUACUUAUUUCAGAGUUUAUAUAUUCCGAGCUUGAAGCAUUUAUAGAACAAGAUAUCCGUUGAAAAUUUUUGACAGUGAUGUCGAGGUAUAUUGUAUUACACUAUGACAUUAAUGUUUAAUAUUAAUAUUUUUCUAGAACAAUUUUUGUCACAAUUGAAUAAAUAUUCUGUUAUUUCAAAAUAAUAUUCAAUUAUUAUUAAUAACUCGUUCUCUAUAAUAAUCACUGAUACAUUUCAUUAUGACUUCUUUAAAAACUCUACAGGUAAUCAAUUUGAUUUUAUGCUUGCUACUCAACGCGUAUAAAUCUUUACCAAAUAUUUCAUAGUUUCUAAUAAUUUGUUUUGUUGAUGGAUUACAAAAGAUUUAGUUAAAACAACCAAAUAUAUGAUUGGCAAUGGGCAACCAAAUGAUUUUCUUGUCAUAACUAAAAUUUAGUUGUCAGGAGAAAAUUUUUUUCUCAGUGUGAGUUUUAGUAGUAAACCAGUGAGGUUUCACUGGUGAACCAGUGAAAUUCCACUGAUUCAAAUUAAGAGAGUGGGGACCUUUCUCAUAAUAUAUUGUAAUUGUUACCAUAAAUUUCUCUCCGUGUAUAUUUAUUUAUUUACGUAUUUUAUCCUUACCGGUUUUGUACUGUCUAUGCAAGGUCUGUCACCCGAGCGAGCU